UAGGUGAAUCGGACAUCACUUGUCUGAUGAACUGAAACUCUCCCGGAGAAACCGAGGGAGGAAGAUGGCGGCCACUGACCGUUCCCGGUCCGAAGCGGCGAAGCAGCGGAGGCAGGAUCAGCUGCAGCGGUGGCAGGGCUCAGAGACGGACCGGACCGGGGCGGAGGCGAGGAGCCAUUCCGUCGCCCCGGGACACCGACGGGCUCGAGUGCGCUUCGCCCAGGGUGCAGUGUUCAUGGCCGCCUGCUCCGCCGGGGACCGGGAGGAGGUGGCGGAGCUCCUGCGGCAGGGAGCAGACAUCAACCACGCCAAUAUAGACGGACUCACGGCGCUCCAUCAGGCCUGUAUCGAUGAGAACGCAGAAAUGGUCCAGUUUUUGGUGGAGAACGGCAGUGAAGUGAACCGAGGAGACAAUGAGGGCUGGACGCCGCUCCACGCCGCCGCCUCCUGUGGAUUCAUCCAAAUCACAAAGUACCUGAUCGAACAUGGCGCUCAUGUCGGAGCAGUGAACAGCGAAGGAGAGCUUCCUCUGGACGUGGCCACGGAGGAUGCAAUGAACCGACUGCUGAAGGCUGAGGUUAAAAAGCAGGGUAUUGAUGUGGAUCAGGCCAGAAGAGAGGAGGAGCGGGUGAUGCUCCAGGAUGCCAUGACCGUGUUGGCAGGAAGUGGUUCUCUGGUUCCUCAUCCCAACACACAGGCCACGGCGCUACACGUCGCUGCUGCUAAAGGAUACAUCGAGGUGUUAAAGGUGCUGUUGAAGUGUGGGAUAGACGUGGACAGUCGGGACAGUGACGGUUGGACGGCGUUCCACGCGGCGGCUCACUGGGGUCAGGAAGAGGCCUGCAGUCUCCUCGCCGAACACAUGUGUGACAUGACCGCCGUCAAUAAUGUGGGCCAAACUCCACUGGACGUGGCGGACGAGAACAUCAUUGAUAACUUGGAGGAGCUGCAGAAGAAGCAGAACGCUAUGCGUUCUGAGAAACAGAAGAUCCAGACGCCCGUCAUCGAGACCAGCCCACCUGUUUCUAUGGCACCAGCUCGACCUCGCAGGACUUCGAUCUCGCGUAUGAGCAGUCGAGAGAAGAUCACUCUGCAUGGGCGAGAGAAACAUGCUCCGCCCACUCUUCAGACUCUGCCCACAGAGGAGGAUGAGGACGAGUCGACACGCACAGCCAGCCAAUCAAAGCCCUCCAGCAGCUCCAGCUCAGAGGAAGAGAGCGAAUCAGAGAGUGACGCAGAGUCAGAAAAAGCCAAAACUCGAGAAAUGAUCAACAACUUGAACAACAAGCGAAACGCAGCACCAGUAACAAGCUCUGUGACCAGCAGCGGUCCAAACCAGGUUAAAAAGACUGAAGCGGGUCGGACCCCGGUGACUGAGGCUCCAGGCUCCUGGAGAACGUCUCUGCGCAAAGCUGGAAGUUCGGUGACUCUGGGCUCCACAGGGGCCUCUGAUGCAGCCAGUGAGGCCCUGAAGGACCCCGAGACCAAACUGGGCAUGACACGCUCUGCAUCCAGUCCCAGACUGAGCUCUGAAGCUGACAAUAAGGAGCCCAGGUUAGCACGUGUUCAGCCAACUCCAUCCAGACGUCUUUUUAGCAUUAGCGACAACAGCACCAACUCCGACAACACCAGCAGCUUGUUGAGUCGUAGCUCUUCAUAUACACGCCGCCUGAACACCCAAUCCGCUAGCGACGCGUCGAAUCCCUCAUUACCUCGUAGCUCAUCCUAUGGGCGGAAACUUGACGAGUCUUCAGUGACCUCUGUAAACAGCGCAACCUCCGGAUUAAGUCGCCUCAAUAAUCUAGUGGCUCAGAGGUCGGCUCAGGAAGAGGCCGAAAAGAAGGAUCCAGUGUCCAAUUCUGUAACAACAACAACCACUACGACAGGAGAGUCGGAGACCAAGCAGAGACGCAAGUCAUAUCUGACUCCUGUGCGUGAUGAGGAGGCUGAAGCUCAGAGAAAAGCUCGAUCCAGACAUGCUCGUCAAUCCAGACGCUCCACACAGGGUGUUACUCUGACAGACCUGCAGGAAGCCGAGAAGACAAUGAAGACGGAAAACAAGGGAAAGAAAGAAGACGAGGAGAAAGAAGGGAAGCAAAAGAAGGGAGAGGAAGGGGAGGUGAGCUGGCGUUCUCGAAUCGCUAAUCUACAGAAGUCAGAUCUGCUGGGUCUCACACACCCUCCUGGAGCUCCACGUCCAGACAGACCAGAUGCAGACAGCAUUGUGGCAGACAUUGAGGAGCGAAUGCUAGAGCGUAGGAAAACACGAGCUCGCAGAAGAGGAAAACCAGGAGAGAGCGACGACAACGAGCCCAGUGGAGAAGAGGAGAGCAGUGGUGGGCGGGAACCACAGACAGACAGACACACGAGCAGCAGGGCUGACUCUCUCCUGAAUGACUGCAUUCUCACCAGAGGAGCCGAUUCCAGAGACUUCAAGAAGUUGUUUGAGGAGAUGUCCAGGGAGAACCGGCGUCUGCAGUCGCAGCUAUCAGACACACAGAGAACGAUUUCACUCACCAGAGUGGAGCUGGAGAAUGCCACAAAGAGGCAGGAGAGAUUCACAGACUGCACGGCCCUGCUGGAAAUGGAGAAGAAGGAGAAGAAGAUGUUGGAGAGACGAGCUGCUGAGCUGGAGGAGGAGCUAAAGGUUUUAGGAGAUCUGAGAGCAGAUAACCAGCGGCUGAAGGAUGAAAACGGUGCUCUCAUCAGAGUCAUCAGCAAACUCUCCAAAUAGAGGGCGAGAGAGAGAGAAAGAGAGGCCGUCCAUCCCUUCCUGAGAGAUGAAAAAGGGAAAAGAGGAGGAGAGCAACAUCAGACGUGAGGAGGAGUGACACUGUUUUAUACCACACUUCUUUUACCUUCCUGCAGGACUGUGUGUGUGUGUGUGUUUCAACUUCAGGAGCGAGGAGACGCUUCAGAUUUCUCUCUUUCUCACACACACUCGUAUAGGGACGCAUGCACAUUCCCCAUAAGCGUGAGCGCACACACACAAACACACACACAUUCCACGAGUCUCAGGCAGCUGAAGUCUGCAGUAUUUUUGCAUCUUUGCACAAACACACACACUCUUUCACGAUUGAGUUUUUUGUAUUCCCCCCUAAAAUCCACUGAAGGUGGUCUGAAAUACGAUAAUCCAGAAACCAGCAGCUCGACAAUCAUUCAGCGCUGCAGAUUUACCCAAAACACACCAGGCUGCUGUUUGUCCGGCAGCCGAUUACGCUAUGCAUCUUUGUUUUUUUUAAAUAAGUGGCGUAUUCCUGUGUUUUUUGUCUUUGUUUGAGUCCAUCCUCGCUCCCGUUGUCGUCCGAGGGCUUUUGUUUAUUGUGUAAAUGUACAAAUAUUAUUCAUGCGAACUCAUUACGCUAAACCGUGUAACUUGAUAUCAGCUUUUGUUUCUCCACGUGUUGUUUUUUCUAAUAUAUUGAAUGAAUGUUGGCACUUAAUAAUAAAAUAUGAGUGUUUGUAUUGA
Danio rerio (zebrafish) is the source of this 3469-nucleotide messenger RNA. Lineage: Eukaryota; Metazoa; Chordata; Actinopteri; Cypriniformes; Danionidae. The record is from RefSeq and is a predicted model, not a curated record.